AUGUUUCGUGGGGUCUGCGUUCUUCUUGGGGCGGCGAAGAAGGUGCACACGGCGGCUGCCGCGGGCGCGGCUGCCAGGGCCGCGGCGGCGGCGACGGCGCCCAACCGUGAGGCACGGCCACUCUACCUGGACUUUCAGGCCACCACGCCGCUGGAUCCACGCGUGCUUGACAGGAUGCUGCCGUACCUCACGGAGCAGUACGGGAAUCCGCACAGUCGGACACACCGUUACGGGUGGACGGCGGAAGCUGCCGUGGAAAAGGCACGCGCGGAGGUGGCCGACCUCAUUGGCGCCAGUCCGAAGGGUGUGUUCUUCACCAGCGGUGCCACAGAGUCGAAUAACAUCGCCAUCAAGGGUGUGGCGUACUACAACAAGGGCAAAAAGAACCACAUAAUCACACUUCAGACGGAGCACAAGUGCGUCUUGGACUCCUGCCGUUACCUGGAGAUGGACGGCUUCGAGGUGACGUAUCUUCCGGUGGAGAAGAACGGUCUUGUUAAUCUGCAAACCCUUGAGAAUGCUAUUCGUCCCACCACCGCCCUCGUCUCCUGCAUGUACGUCCACAACGAGAUUGGGGUAAUACAGCCUAUACGCGCGAUUGGAAAGUUAUGCCAUGAGAAAAAAGUCCUUUUCCAUACCGAUGCCGCUCAAGCCGCGGGCAAAGUACCCAUUGAUGUGGAGCGUGACAAUAUUGAUCUCAUGUCUCUUUCCGCGCACAAAAUUUACGGCCCAAAGGGGUGUGGUGCCCUCUUCAUGCGUCGUCGGCCCCGUGUGCGUGUGCGUUCGCCUGUCAGCGGUGGUGGACAGGAGCGUGGCGUGCGAAGCGGCACCGUGGCGACGGCGCAGGUGGUUGGGAUGGGUGCCGCCUGUGCGAUUGCCAAGGCGGAAAUGAAGCGGGACUCUGAACACAUUUCACGACUUUCAAAGCGUCUGCUGCAAGGCUUGCAAAGUCGUUUGCCGCACAUAACCGUCAAUGGCGACCUGGAGGCGCGAUACCACGGCAACCUUAACAUCAGUUUCGAGUGCGUCGAGGGUGAGAGUCUGUUGAUGGGGAUGAAGAAUGUGGCGGUGUCGAGUGGGAGCGCCUGCACAAGUGCCUCGCUGGAGCCAAGCUACGUCCUCCGGGCGCUUGGUGUUGGGGCAGAAAACGCUCAUACCUCCAUUCGCUUUGGACUCGGCCGUUUCACCACGGAGCGGGAGGUGGACGUGACGAUUGAGGAGUGCGUGCGCAACGUGGAGCGCCUGCGUGAGAUGUCGCCGCUGUGGGACCUGCUGCAGGAGGGCAAGAGCCUCGCGGAUGUGGAGUGGCGGUAG
Trypanosoma conorhini is the source of this 1314-nucleotide messenger RNA. Its product is annotated as putative cysteine desulfurase. Gene Ontology annotation, cellular component: mitochondrion; cytosol. The coding region runs from base 1 to 1314 and encodes 437 amino acids. NCBI's taxonomy places the organism in Eukaryota, Euglenozoa, Kinetoplastea, Trypanosomatida, Trypanosomatidae. Gene Ontology annotation, biological process: [2Fe-2S] cluster assembly. The transcript has a single exon. The record is from RefSeq and is a predicted model, not a curated record. Gene Ontology annotation, molecular function: cysteine desulfurase activity; pyridoxal phosphate binding.